Molecule: messenger RNA, 2359 nt
Organism: Pieris brassicae (large cabbage white)
Lineage: Eukaryota; Metazoa; Arthropoda; Insecta; Lepidoptera; Pieridae
Product: maspardin-like
Exons: 5
Coding region: 186-1151 (321 amino acids)
Source: RefSeq, a predicted model, not a curated record
UGGUCAUUCACUUUUAUGUUGUCAGUUUACUCAUGACUGUUGGUACAUUAGUCUGUGCUGACUGCUGACAAGUAGUGGUGAACUCUGAACAGUGGUUAAUGGUAUCGGUUAUUGAUAAAUAUUGUUUCUAAUUACAUUUAAAUCUAAGCUUUCUAAUUGAAGUGUAUGAUAAAGUUUAGUAUAUUAUGAUGAAAUUUGCGUGUGAUUUGUCUCAAUCAAGUGAAUAUUUGAGUUUUAGGAGUAGUGUCCCGUUAAGAAAGAUAGUUGUGGAUUCUGAUGGAAUCAAGGCUUGGAAAAUAUUUGAUAGUGGUCCGAAGUCUGUUACUUGUCCCUUGAUAUGCUUACCUCCUGUUUCUGGAACAGCUGAUAUAUUUUAUAAGCAAGUAAUGGGACUUGCAUCUAGAGGUGUUCGAGUCAUUGCUGCUGAACCUCCACCUUAUUGGAAUAUCAAAGAAUGGUGUGAUGGUUUCAAAAAGCUUAUUGACUACCUUGAACUUGAUAAAAUACACAUUUUUGGAACAUCUUUAGGGGGUUUCAUUGCACAAAAAUUUACACAGUAUACUCAGAAUUGUCCUCGUGUAGUGUCACUUGUAUUAUGUAACACAUUUACAGACACAACAGUGUUUGAGUACAAUGAUUCAGUUGCAUUGUUUUGGCUUCUACCUUCACUAGUUUUGAAAAGAAUGCUUAUGGGUAAUUUUGCUGCUGAUAAAGUUGAUAAGAGAAUUGCAGAUUCUAUAGAUUUUAUGGUUGAAAAGCUGGAAUCUUUAACUCAAUCAGAGCUAGCAUCCCGAUUGACCUUAAAUUGUACUCCAUGCUAUGUUGAACCACAACAUCUGUAUAACCUGCCAAUCACUAUUAUGGAUGUUUGGGAUGAAAGUGCCCUUAGCUCAAGGGUGAGAGAAGAUCUUUACAAAUCCUAUCCACAAGCGAAACUAGCACAUUUGAAAAGUGGAGGGAACUUUCCUUAUUUAAGCAGAAGUGACGAGGUCAAUUUACAUUUACUGAUUCAUUUGAGGCAAUUCGAUGGUACAGACAUCUCGGCUUCUUACUUAAGUUUACACAAAAUGCCAGCUCACAAUCAAGACAACCCCGAGGAAGGUUCAGUCAGUUACUUCAACCAAAGGGAUAAGUUUGUUAAAAUAUCGUAAAUGUUUUAUAUUAUUAUGCGACUAACGAAUUUAAUAUUAACGCUAGAACAUUCCUAUUACAUAUGUUGGGUGUUUAAAUUCCUAUAAAUGGAGUUUCUAUGACUAGUCUAAACGAAAUUGAAUUCUAUAAUAGUUGAAUUUCAGGUUAGAUAAUUUUAUAAAUUAUUUAAAAAGAAUAUAUAUAAAAUACAUUUAAAUAUAAUAUCUGAUAAUUAAGAGCAAUUGAUGACAAAAAGGUUAUUUUUAUGUAAUUUUAACUGGUUUUUUCACUGGUCCAGUAUAAUUUUUGCAGUUUUGUUACUUUACUAAAAGUUUCCUAAUAUAUACAAGUAGUGUUAAAAAUUAAUCUAUGAUCAAAAACUCAGUGAAGUUUAACUUCCAUUUGGAUUUAAGAUAAUAUUGAAACAUAUUUUAAUAUGAACACUAUACAAUCAAUUAAUCUAUUAUGACAAUAACUGCCAUUAGCAAUUAUUUAUUGUAUUUAAUAUUGUUACUUACAGUUUAAUAUCAAGAUAAUUAAAAAACUUAAAUCAGUCAGACACUUGUCACCAAUAGUUUUUAUUAGUUCAAUCUUACUGACCUGACUAAUAAUAAAUUUGCAGAUUAACUCUUACUCAGAUGUAUUAGAACUUUCACACACUUUCAAUAAAAAUGAAAUCUAAUUUAAUUAAACUCUUUCUGUCAAAUGGUGUUUACGCUGUGAUGAAAAGAGACAAGAGUAUGUUGGUUAAGACUGCAAUUGAAUUUAGUUUUCUAGGAAAAAGGGGUGAUUUUAAUUUUUUAUAGUUGCCGUGAGCAAGCUCGGAGAACUUAUUACAUGUAUUAAGACUGUCUUAGGUUUUAUGAAUCUUAUGGAAUGUUGCGGUUAAAAGUUACGAAAUAUGUAUUUACUAAUUCUUUUAGUAUAUUAAUGUAUGAAUAACUUAGGGAAUUCUAAAUCUUGUUAAGAUUAAUUAUAUGACCUAUAUCUACCAAAACUUUUUUUGGUAGGUUUCUAAAUGAUAAAAACAUGGACUAUGUUUUGUCCUUCUCACUCUAGUGACAAUCGAUAAAGCAAUUGUAUAAAAACGUAAACUUAUAAUCGAAAAUGUUUUAAGCAUACAAAUUGUUAUUUCGAAAACUUAUUAGAAGCUAGAUUUUUUACGAUUAUUAAAUAAAACACCAAAGUUAACGAUAGUUUUAUUUAACUUUUCUUAAUCUAUGUUUCC